UUUACCUUCCAAAAAUGUGCGAUAAAUGUCGACACUCUCCCGCGCGCUCGUACUUUAGCACGAAGUCGCGACCCCAACCCCUCCACCUCUCUCGCGCUCCCUCCCUUUCGUCCAAAAGUGACGACACACUCUCUCUCCCUCCACCUCCUCUCUCUGUAAUAUUUGUAUUAUUGUAUAUAUCUCUCUCUCUCCCAACAUGCCAUGACCGAACUCGUCUCCUCGUCUGAUCGAAAGAAAUCAACUCUAUCGGGAUUCGUGCUCGGCAAUCAGAUCAUCAGUUUUCACAAGAUUCUAUCUUUUAUAAAACCCAGAAAAACAAAACCCACAUACUACUAUUCCCAUGUUGUUCAUUGAGGAUCUGUGGCCCUUGCUCUGCCCUCCAGGAUUCCUGGAAAAGUCUCGGCUUUUCAAAGAGUCCCUUUUGCAGUCCAUGUCCAACACGAGCUGCGAGAGCGCGGAGCUCGAGGCCUGCCGUGACGAGUCAGCGGCGCUCGUCCUCAAGCUAAUCGCCGUUGCCUCGAUUCUCGUCGCAGGAGUCGUCGGAGUCGCAAUUCCCCUCGUCGGUAGGAACAGCAGCUUUCUUCGCACCGACGGCAGCCUCUUCGUCGCCGCCAAGGCCUUCGCCGCCGGCGUAAUUCUUGCCACCGGGUUCGUCCACAUGCUUUCGGGCGGGUCAGACGCCCUCAACAACCCCUGCCUACCUGAAUUCCCCUGGACCAAGUUCCCCUUCUCCGGUUUUUUCGCCAUGAUGGCCUCGCUUGCCACGUUGCUCGUUGACUUUGUUGGGACCCAGUAUUACGAGAAGAAACAGAGGAAGGCACGGCCCGCCGAGGACCAGGUGCGCGUCGGGUCGGAUGACCCGGAGAUUGUGGCGAGUGUGGAUCCGGUGCAGCCGGCGAAGGAGUGGAAUGGGAAGGUGUUUGGGGAAGAGGAAGGCGGUGGGAUGCACAUUGUGGGGAUGCAUGCGCACGCGGCGCACCACAGACACAGCCACGCGCAUGGGCAGGCAGCAUGUGAUGGACACGUGAAGAGGGAACCCGAACAGGGCCACGGGCACGAUUCGCACGGACACGGGCACGGGCACUCUCACGGGUUCGGGGAUGAUGACGAGGAUGGUGGUGUUCGGCACGUCGUCGUUUCCCAGAUUUUGGAACUUGGGAUUGUAUCACAUUCAGUGAUCAUAGGCUUAUCACUAGGAGUUUCAGAGAGCCCAUGCACCAUCAGACCCUUGGUUGCAGCAUUGUCAUUCCAUCAGUUCUUUGAAGGUUUUGCACUCGGAGGCUGCAUAUCUCAAGCACAAUUCAAGACCCUAUCAGCAACCCUAAUGGCCUGCUUUUUUGCCGUCACAACUCCGCUCGGGAUAGGCGUGGGGACUGCCAUUUCCUCGUUCUACAACCCGUACAGUCCGGGAGCUUUGGUCGCAGAAGGCAUCUUGGAUUCCAUGUCAGCCGGAAUUCUAGUGUACAUGGCCUUGGUUGACCUAAUUGCUGCUGAUUUUCUAAGUAAGAGGAUGAGCUGCGAUUUCAGGCUCCAAGUUGUAUCUUAUUGCUGUCUCUUUGUUGGAGCUGGAUUGAUGUCAUUACUUGCAAUUUGGGCUUAAUUAGUUUCUUUGUUUUUUGCUUGGUUAAUGUUUUAAUAAUCCAAGUGAAAUUGAAAUUCUUUCCACUUGGUUUAUGUGAUAGGGAAGAGAGGUGAGAGAUUAAGAGCGGGAUUUUCUUACAUGCUUGUAGAUUAGUUGUAGUCUUUCGGAUUGUUAUGGCUCAAAUGUAAUAUAGAAUCUCCAUUACCUUUCUCAAAAACAAGAAAACUAAACAAAGUGUCUCUAAUGCAAUUCUUCUCCACCCUCUCGGA
Molecule: messenger RNA, 1851 nt
Organism: Pyrus x bretschneideri (Chinese white pear)
Lineage: Eukaryota; Viridiplantae; Streptophyta; Magnoliopsida; Rosales; Rosaceae
Product: zinc transporter 4, chloroplastic-like
Exons: 4
Coding region: 341-1600 (419 amino acids)
Biological process (GO): zinc ion transmembrane transport
Cellular component (GO): plasma membrane
Molecular function (GO): zinc ion transmembrane transporter activity
Source: RefSeq, a predicted model, not a curated record